Molecule: messenger RNA, 1890 nt
Organism: Amphiprion ocellaris (clown anemonefish)
Lineage: Eukaryota; Metazoa; Chordata; Actinopteri; Pomacentridae
Gene: tsnax
Product: translin-associated factor X
Exons: 6
Coding region: 805-1656 (283 amino acids)
Cellular component (GO): nucleus; cytoplasm
Molecular function (GO): sequence-specific DNA binding; RNA binding; RNA endonuclease activity
Source: RefSeq, a predicted model, not a curated record
GGCGAGAAGAGUAAUCUGAUCAACAGAGGUUGGAUGAUACAUACUUUAAUAGCAAGAAAUGACACAGGCCAAUCUAGAAUGGCAGCCUGGAGAUGACAUGUCGAUGAAUCACGGCUUUGACUGCAAAGAUAAAGUGCUUUUCGGCUGCAAAGGCUGCCCUGUGUGGCUCCUACGGAAUCAGUUAAGUGCGGGAAUAGGCCUAUAAUUAGAUACAGUAUCUGCAACAAUCAACCGUGCACCACACUGAAUGCUUAUUGAAAAAAAAAAAAUCAACUAUGAGUGCAAAAAUACAAUAUGUAAUAUUCACAUAUAACUACACAAAAGGCUAUUUCAGGUUGUGGUCGCUAACUGAAAUUAUUUUAAUCAGAUUCGAAUUAUUUCAAAUUAAUCUAAUAUAGUUUUACUAAGUUGUGUACUAAAAUAAGCGCUUACAUUCUUCCAUACUACUACAUCCCCCAUGAUGCACUUCUUCUUGUUUCCUGCUACGCGUGUGAGUAGCGCAAAGGCCCCAUGUAGCAUGAUGUCCACAUUAAUGCCUGAUAUUAAAAACUAAUAAAUACGAAUUCUUUCUCGUUAAAGGACUGUCUGACUUCACGUAGCCGCUUUAUUAUCGUUUGGAUAUGGUUACUUGUCUCAGUAAGCAGAGCUGUUUUAUUUAAAGAUCUUUAUAAUCCCUGACACGUGAAAUACUCUGCCCCGUUACAUUUGGUUUGGCUGCACGGUCGUUUGUGGCUAAACAGUUCAAAUACAACCGAACUUAAAGGAGUUACAUUUAUUCAGAUAUUAGUUAGCAACGCUGAUAGCAUGAAUAAGCGAGAAGGUGAAGGAUCUUCACGGAAAAAUGUUGAUUCAGCGCAGGAGCAGGAUAUGAGUGUCAACCCAUCCUCAUCUGUCAUUGCUGCCUUCAGAGUUUUCCAGCAGGAGCUUGACACCAAACACGACAAAUAUGAGCGUCUUGUUAAGAUCAGUCGAGACAUCACCAUCGAAAGCAAGAGGACUAUUUUUCUUUUGCAUAGAGUGACCAAUGUACCAGACGCAGAGGAUGUUUUGAACGAGGCUGAUGUGAAACUGGACGGGGUCAGGCAGAAGAUCGGUCACAUUGCUGAAGAGCUGAGAGGAGAGGACAUUUUUCAGUUUCAUAGAGCUUUCACUCCAGGGAUUCAGGAGUAUGUGGAGGCCGUGUCUUUCCUGCACUACAUCCGUCAUCGCAGCCUUAUCAGCCUGGAGGAGAUCAACGCCAGACUGGUGUUCAUGAGAACAGAAAAAGAAGAUCCUAAGGGCUCAGCUGAAGCCCUGCCGCAGGGCGCUCAGGUCCUGACCUUCCAGGUGACGCCAUCCGACUACCUGCUGGGUGUGGCCGACCUGACGGGGGAGCUGAUGCGGAUGUGCAUCAGCAGCGUGGGCAACGGUGAUAUCGACACACCGUUCCAGCUGAGCCAGUUCCUGCGUCAAAUCCAUGACGGUUUCUCCUACAUCGGGAACACGGGCCCGUACGAGGUGUCCAAGAAGCUGCACACGCUGCGACAGAGCCUGGGGAAGGUAGAAGACGCCUGCUACACCCUGCGAGUGCGCGGCUCAGAGAUCCCAAAACACAUGCUGGCUGACGUGUUUUCCAGUCGGACCACACUCAUCGACCCUGAGGAAGGAGUGGUUUAAUCCUGCGCUGCUGCAACAACACCUCUGACGCUCUCUAUGGUGUCAUUGUCUCUUUUAGUUUGAUGUUUGUAUGUGUUUUUAAUGGGAUUUGACAGAUGUUUCAUACAUUUCGUGACAUGCUUGUUAAUUUUUUUUAUUAUUACAUCAGUCUUACAAUAGACAAUGGAUUUUUUUCCUUGAUAAAGAUCUGAUGACUUCAGUUGUUUUGCAUGAAUAAAAGUUCCGUGCCAAGUA